Loa loa (African eye worm) is the source of this 1929-nucleotide messenger RNA. Its product is annotated as DOMON domain-containing protein. The record is from RefSeq and is a predicted model, not a curated record. The transcript has 11 exons. Bases 1 to 1929 code for a protein of 642 amino acids. NCBI's taxonomy places the organism in Eukaryota, Metazoa, Nematoda, Chromadorea, Rhabditida, Onchocercidae.
AUGUUACAAUUACUGCUACUGUUGCAUUUAUUAUUGCGGUAUAGUGUCUUUGGACACGUGGCAUUGACGUUUCCUCCCGUAAGAUUUCCACCACUCGAUUUCUUGGAUUCCGCUCGAACAAUCAGUCCAUGUGGUGUACCUAAACCUGAAAAUCCACGUUAUACUCAACUGUAUGUUGGUGAGUCAUAUAAUUUUACAUGGCGAUUACAAUAUCCACAUCAGGGUGGAUAUCGUUUAUCGGUAAUAAAUGAAACUGGUGACAUUAUUGAGCAAUUAGCGCCUGUAAAAGGUAGUGAAUAUGUUGGUAUCGAAGACCAAACGCAACAUGCGACAGUUCAACCUACACGUCCAUGUGCAUCAUGUAUUGUUCUGCUUGAACGUCAAGCCUUAGAAUGGGGUCAAGCAUACGGAUUUCGAUCUUGUGCUGAUGUAAACAUCAUCCAGGAAGUACCAAAAGAUGAUGAACGAUGCUCAAAACAUGGUGAUUAUGAGAAUGGCGAGUGCAAAUGUCGCCAUUCAUAUUCCGGUAAACUAUGUCAGUAUAAGGAUUAUUGCUCAACUGAUGAAGAUUGCUUAAAUGAUGGCAAAUGUAUAAAGGAAUCAAAUGAUAUCGUAAGAAGGACGUGUUAUUGCGCUUUUGGCUAUUUUGGACAAAAUUGUGAUCGAACAUUUGAUGCUAAACCUGAAAAUGAUAAAUGUUUUAAUUAUAAUUAUCCAAAAGAUGAGGAUAAUUACAAUAAAUAUGGUCUUUUUGAUGAAGAAUGCUUCAAAAAAACUAUGCUAAAUGAUGAUGAUUUUGUUUAUUCACGAAUUGUUCGAGAUGAAUUGGAGAUAAUUUUGGAUUAUAAAAGUACUUCGUGGAUUUCAAUUGGUUGGCGACCAAUGGAAAUCGAUCGUUCUUGCAGAUUAUUUCCUGAUUUGGAAAAUACUCGAUAUAAGCGAGAUACCAAAGGGGUAUUGAUUCCACAUUCAACGAUUCGAAUGAAUGAAUCACUGAAUCAGAAUUUGGCUAAUCCAAAUCUGAUGCCAGUACCAAUGCCAAAAUUACCUGAAAAUAACGGAUUAUUGCGAGCAGCACUUCAAGCACCUCUUCAUCCUAUGGAUUGUACAGAUAUUGUGAUCGGUUCAGUGCGGGAUGGUCGAUCAAGAAUCAAUGAUAUGUAUACCAGAGAUCGCUCCACACCACUUCAUGACAUCUGGCUUGAUGGUGAAGAAUCAUUUUCGGCAGCUUAUGGUAUAGAACGUGAUGGUCGGACAAUAGUUAUGUUCAGAAGACGAAUUGCUGAGAUAGAACCAUCGGAUCAUCCACUUGGACCGGGUGAAAUUUUUGUCAUCUAUGCAAAAGGACAAACGAUGGGUUCUUAUUCGCAUGCUGUCAAAUCGGCACUUGAUCAGGGUCCGAUCAGUGAUUAUAAUUUUUACAAACACGAUGAAGUAAAGUAUCACGGAAAUAAAAAUCGUGGAGUACAUCCGAUCGAAUUUGUUUCUGUUGAUGAACAACCGCUCAGUAUUCGACCUCCACCUCAAUUUCGGCAACCAGGUCUAGCAUCCAUACAACACCCGCCAUCUAAGGUGCACGAUCCUUCUACUCAUCCAAUGGAAGUUUCGAUACAUCCGCAAUCUAUUUCGUUAUCAACAACAACAACAACAACAACAACAAGUAAAACAACAUCAUUCACAACUGUUGCAGUACAAAGAUCAACUGUAACGAAAUCUAAUUUAAAAUCUAGAGUAGAAUCAACAAUCAAAAACAAGUUAUUAAUCCAAUCAAAACCGAUACCAGAACCUGAACCUGAACCAGAAACUGAGUUAGAUCUUCAGGAAAUUGAUUAUUUAUAUUUUGAUAACGGUUCGCUAGCGCUAAAUCGAUUCCGAUUAGUGUAUAUCUUUUCUUUUCUCUUUCUAUUUCUUUCAUGCUAUUGUUUGUAA